Agelaius phoeniceus (red-winged blackbird) is the source of this 3672-nucleotide messenger RNA. Lineage: Eukaryota; Metazoa; Chordata; Aves; Passeriformes; Icteridae. The record is from RefSeq and is a predicted model, not a curated record.
CAUAGGGUUGUGCACACCCCAAUUCCCCGUGGAUCCCCCAGGCUGUGGCACACUCACAUUUGGGGCAGAGUCCCUGAGGAUGAAUGGCUCCGAGCUCGCCGGCAGCACCGCACCCAACCCCAAAGGAAAGGAGGAUCCAGCUGGGAAUGGGCACGAGGAGAAGGAGAACAAUCCCUUCGCUGAGUACAUGUGGAUGGAGAACGAGGAGGACUUCAACCGGCAGGUGGAGGAGGAGCUGCAGGAGCAGGAAUUCCUGGAUCGCUGCUUCCAGGAGAUGCUGGAGGAGGAGGAGCAGGAUUGGUUCAUCCCGGCGCGGGAUCUCCCGCAGGGAAUGGCGCAGCUCCAGCAGCAGCUCCACGGCCUCUCCGUGGGCGACGGGCACGCGGCCGAGGACAUCCUGAGCAAAAGCAACUUGAAUCCAGAUGCCAAGGAAUUCAUUCCCGGCGUGAAGUACUGACCUCGGAAAUUCGGGAAUGGCCUGGCCAGAGACUGAAUCCCUGCUCCAGGGAAAAGCUGGGACAUGGGAAGAGCCCGGAGCGGCUCCGGCACCGGGAUCUGCUCCAGCUCCAACUUCUGGGUUUCCCUAAAUUUUUUUUUUCCUUUUUUUUGUUUUUUUUUUUCCUGGCUUUUCCUCACGUUUUCUUGGCAGUUUUUGGCUUCCUGGGAUUUGCGGCGACCCCGCCAGCGGGAAAAUCUUGGGAAAAGUCAUGGGAAAAUCACAGGAAAAUAAUGGGAAAAAUCACGGAAAAAUCACAGGAAAAUCGUGGGAAGAUCACAGGAAAAUCCUGGGAAAAUCUUGGGAAAAAUCAUGGGAAAAUUACAGGAAAAUCUUGGGAAGAUCACAGGAAAAUAAUGGGAAAAAUCACAGGAAAAAUCACGGAAAAAAUCACAGGAAAAUCUUGGGAAGAUCACAGGAAAAUAAUGGGAAAAUCUUGGGAAAAAUCAUGGAAAAAUCACAGGAAAAUCCUGGGAAAAUCACAGGAAAAUCCUGGGAAAAUCUUGGGGAAAUAAUGGAAAAAUCACAGCAAAAUCUUGGGAAAAUCACAGGAAAAUAAUGGGAAAAUCUUGGGAAAAAUCAUGGGAAAAUUACAGGAAAAUUUUGGGAAGAUCACAGGAAAAUAAUGGGAAAAAUCACAGGAAAAAUCACAGGAAAAUCAUGGGAAAAAUAAUGGAAAAAUCACAGGAAAAUCGCGGGAAGAUCACAGGAAAAUAAUGGGAAAGUCUUGGGAAAAAUCAUGGGAAAAUCCUGGGAAAAUCUUGGGAAAAGUCAUGGGAAAAUCACAGCAAAAUAAUGGGAAAAUCACAGGAAAAUCCUGGGAAAAUCUUGGGGAAAUAAUGGAAGAAUCACAGCAAAAUCUUGGGAAAAAUCAUGGGAAAAUCACAGCAAAAUCUUGGGAAAAUCACAGGAAAAUAAUGGGAAAAUCUUAGGAAAAAUCAUGGGAAAAUUACAGGAAAAUCUUGGGAAAAUCUUGGGAAAAAAUCCUGGGAAAAUCACAGGAAAAUAAUGGGAAAAUCUUGGGAAAAAAUCAUGGGAAAAUCCUGGGAAAAUCACAGGAAAAUAAUGGGAAAAUCUUGGGAAAAUAAUGGAAGAAUCACAGCAAAAUCUUGGGAAAAUCUUGGGAAAAAUCAUGGGAAAAUCACAGGAAAAUCCUGGGAAAAUCUUGGGGAAAUAAUGGAAAAAUCACAGCAAAAUCUUGGAAAAAUCACAGGAAAAUAAUGGGAAAAUCUUGGGGAAAUAAUGGAAAAAUCACGGGAAAAAUCAUGGAAAAAUAAUGGGAAAAUCACGAGAAAAUAAUGGAAAAAUAAUGAGAAAAGCAUGGGAAAUCAAUAAUGGGAAAAUCAUGGAAAAUCUUGGGGAAAAUCAUGGAAAAUCUUGGGAAAAAUCAUGGAAAAUCAUGGACUAUCAAUAAUGGGAAAAUAAUGGGAAAUCAGUAAUGGGAAAAUCAGCUUUUCCUGCUUCCAGAGGAUUUUAGGGUUGGGAGCUGCACUGGAUUUUCCCUGAUCUUUCGGGAAUGGAUUUUCCCUGAUUUUUCGGGAGCGGGAUUUUCCCUGAUUUUUUGGGAAUGGGAUUUUCCCUGGUUUUUCCGGGCUGGGAUUUUCCCUGCUGGAAGUGAAGGGUUCCAAGGUGCAAUCCCGAAAUUCCUCCAUGUGGAAGCUGAGCAGGGGGAUCCUGCCAAUCCCAGAGGUUUUUAGGGAAACCUGGAUUUCCCAAACUCCUCUUCCCCUUAAGGAAUUCCUCAGCUCAUCCAACACUACAGCCCUGAUUCCUCAAAAUCCAAGGAAAACUGAAUUCCUGGGAAAAGGAGAGGGUUGGGAUGAGGGAUAUUUGGGAAUAUCCUGGUGCUGAUCCCUUUUCCAAGGAUCCUGGGGUGGGAUCCGUGUCUCCAUCGGGAUUUGAUCCUGGGAAUUUCCUUCCCAAUCCAUGGGAGCUGCAGCUCCCAAAAUCCCAGCCAUUCCCACGGUUCUGAGAGGCUCAGAAAUCCAAGGAAAGCGGGAGAUCCUUGAUUUUGGGAAUCCCUAUCCAAGGAAAUCAGGAACUUUUUGGGAUUGGAAAUCCCUAUCCAGGGAAAGCAGGAGCUCCUUGGGGUCAGGAAUCCCUAUCCAAGGAAAUUAGGAACUUUUUGGGAUUGGGAAUCCCUAUCCAAGGAAAUCAGGAGCUCCUUGGGGUUGGGAAUCUCUGUCUGAGGAAAUCAGGAGUGUCUUGGGAUUGGGAAUCCCUGUCCAAGGAGAGCAGGAGCUUCCCAAGGUCAGAAACCCUGCCCAGGGAAACCAGGAAUGUUUUGGGAUUGGGAAUCCCUGUCCAAGGAUAUCAGGAGUUCCUUGGGAUUGGGAAUCCCUAUACAGGGAAAUCAGGAACUUUUUGGGAUUGGGAAUCCCUAUGGAGAAAAAUGGGGAAUGUUUUGGGAUUGGAAAUCCCUACAGAGGAAGAAUAGGAGCUCCUUGGGGUCAGGAAUCCCUGUCCAAGGAAAUCAGGAACUUUUUGGGAUUGGGAAUCCCUGUCCAAGGAAAUCAGAAGCUCCUGAUCGGGGCCAGAAAUCCCUGCCCAGAAAAAUCAGGAACUUUUUGGGAUUGGGAAUGUCUGCCUGGAGAAAGUGGGAGCUCUCUGGGAUUGGGAAUCCCUCUACAAGGAAAUCAGGAAUUUUUUGGGAUUGGGAAUCCCUCUACAAGGAAAUCAGGAAUUUUUUGGGAUUGGGAAUCCCUGUCCAGGGAAAUCAGGAGCCUCCCAAGGUUACAAACCCCUGUGCCUGGAAAACGGGACCUACUUGGGGUUGGAAAUCCCAAACCAGGAGCAUCCCAAAGGCUCCAAACCCCUUUUCCAGGGAAAGUGGGAUCUGCUGGGCUGGGGAACCGGCCCCGUUCCCGCUGCUCAUCCCUGGAAAUCCCCAUGGAUCAGCGGGACCGGGGCCGCCGGAGCGUGAACAGGGCUGAGCUCAUGGAAUUCCCGGCGCUUCCCGCUGUUCCAGCCCCUCUGGAAGCAGCGGCCCCAUGGAAACCCCGCCCCACAAGCCCCGUUUGGGGCCGGCUUUGGCUGGGAUGGAUCCCACGCUCUCCCCUCCUCUUUUUCCCGGUUUUCCUUGGAUUUCUCCCCCAGUUCCCUCCUUGUCCCCACCCCCAAUGCUGUACAUUUCAGACCAGAGGCGUUAUCCCAAAUAAACUUUUUUUGGAAGGGAG